ACUCGGUUGUCAACGUUAUUGAAUAUUCCUUUUUAAAUAUCCACAGAUUAAUCCUUUACACAUUUUGAUAAUAGUUAAUUGGAGUAGAAAAUAUAGAAAGCAUGUUAAUGACUUAUUUUUUGAAGGAUUUACCGUUUCAGCAUCUGCAUCAAUAAGGAAUUUAUUCAGUUGGAUUGGAAAAAAAAUAAAUAAAUAAAGUAAAAUCAACUUUACCAUCAAGAACUUACUGAAGUAUUGAAUUUUCCCAUCUGCCACUGUUCAGUAUGAAGAUCAUAAAUUUGCAUUUUGAGGACAAUGAUCUCUUCAGCACCGACAUAGACAAAGAGAAAUUUGCUUUUUUACAAUCACAUCCAGAUCUCUUCAAGAAAAUGUGGAUAUCACAGGGAAAGACAUUUUGGCUGAGGUUUCUACUCACAUUUGAAACCGCAUUUUAUGAUUGCAUUGAUGUUGUGACGCUGGCAACAACACCACAGAGGAUAUUUAGUUUCACUUUUAUUUGCAUACAUAAGCAAUUGGUUGAAAAAAAUGCUGAAAAAGCAAAAUUAUUUAUUGAGCACUUGAUUAUUGUUAUAGUUCAUUUUCUAGAGUUUUUCUCUGAAGGUGAAAAUUCCGAAUUGGAGCAUUUGCCUCGCAUUUCUCUGGACGAUCCCAAAACAAAGGAUGCCUUCACCAACAUAUUUGGUGCGUCUAAAUUUGACGACGCACUGCCGGCCGACAUAAUAUUUUCAACCUAUUAUUUAUACAUGAAUUUUUAUAAUGCUGUUGCAUACCUUUUGAAAAGUUGGAUUUCAGAGCAUGAACUGACUCCUGCAGAAGAAAAAAGUAUAGAUAAUCAGGUGCUGUACUGGAUGCCAGAUCCAAACUGGUUGAGUGACAAUUUCCGUCCAACUUGUUUUAAUCGUUACCUUGCAGACCAUUAUAAAGAUAAAUUGCCGAAACUGCUGCUCACUUGUAACAUUCAUAACACUUUUAGCAAUCAUAAAAAAUUAGACUGCUGUGAACGGUUUCAAAAUGAUUUGAAUAUAUUUAAAGCUCUCAAAAGUUCGAAAGAAAACGUGGAAAUGAAAGCAUUCGGUGUGAUUAGACCUCUGAUUGAGAGUUGCAGUACGCAUUCUCACUGUCGACGCAAAAUAAGACAUGAUGCAAGUUGCACAGAGCCUUUUAUAUGUGAAGGAAGCAAACUUUGCUUACGAAGUUGCGAGACGAAUCUCAAAGAUGCGACAUCUGACGAAAAAGCAAAUAAAGAAUUUUGGAAUAUAUUUUCGGCAGAGAUCUAUUCCUGCAAAAAAAAUAAAAGAACUGUUGCCACCUUAGCUGAAGCACACAGCAAAAACAUUGAAACAUUUGUACAUUCAGCACAUGAACAUCCUUUAGAUUUUUUAGAUCAAAGUGCUAGUUAUUUUGGGCCAGAAAUGCUCAAUUCUUAUCAUCAGUUCCAGAAAAAAAUUAGCAUAAAAGCACGCCUAAAGAAAAAAUUGUCGAAAAAACAGAAUUGUUCUCCGAAUAAUACUUUUAAUUUUCCUUUAGAAAACUUGGAAAAUCCUGUGUUUCAGAUGCUGUUACGCGAAAAAGCUCAAAAGUUGAUGAAGGAAUACUUGCGUCUUGAUAAAUGCAAAUUGUUUUACGAAAAAUUAAAAAAAACUGCCAAUAAAACUAUAGCCAAAAAUAAAGAAAAUGUUUUGCCAGAUGAUUGCACUUCCUUUACCACGGUCGGAGUUAGUACAAGAGAUGUAGUUUAUGGAACAGUAGUUCAGUCCUCUGAUGCUUCUGAUUCAGGCUGUGUAGCCUGUAAGUGUACAGUUCCAGUGGUGCCAACUGAAAAAAAGACUAAAUCUAAAAAAAAUAAAUCACGGAAGAAAGAUAAACAAGCUAAAAAGGUGUCCUCUGAGACUAAUAAGGAGCUUCCAAAGUGCCAACAAGAGCCCUCCGAACUUACUAUGAAUAAUAAUGAUGGUGGCAAUGAAGUAAAAAAUGCAAUAAUACAAAACCCUGAUAAACUUUCAAAAAUUGAUGUAACACCCAAGCAGAAACUUGCAGCUGAUCUUGCUGCAAAUAAUAAUGAUGGUCCCAGAGAAAUAGAAAAUGCAACAAUACAAAAUCCUGAUGAUCUCUCAAAAACUGAUCUACCAGAGCAAAAACUUAAAGCUGAUAAGCGUUAUAUUGAUCCCUGUAUUAGAGCUGCAAUAGAAACCGGGUUAGAAAAGUUUUUAGAGCUCCUGGAAGAUUCGGACAGCAGCUUGGCAUAUACGGACCACAGCUUUGAGUCUUUGGAGCUGAAUAAUUGUGAAAAUGAUGUGCCUUGGGAUGAACCAAUAACGGAUGAAAAUAAUCAUGAUCUGAAGACAUCACCACAAGCAUCUGGAGAAAAUUCGGUGAAGACUGAAGAAUUGGUUGGCGAAGCUGCGGAACUUCCUAAAUGUCGAGAAGUCCAAAAUAAUGCAGUCCCUCCUGAGGGUAAAAAACAUAUUGAAAGGAGUAAUGAAAAUAAUGUGAUUGAUGCUAAAAAUACUGUGAUACCAAAUGACAGUGACAAGAAGGUAGAAGAAUUUUUAAAAUUAAUCCAGUCAGAAAAUACUGUGAUAUCUUGUAAAGUAGAAAAAGAUGCAAAGGAAUCCUUGAAAUCUAGUAACAUCACCAAGGAGUUGGCCCCUGGGAUUGCAAAGCCGGAGAGGAGAACAAAACUCAAAAUAUGCGCAUACUGUCAGGCCCAGGAACCGAAGCGCAAAACGUACAAGAUAUGUGCUCGUUGCUACGAGGAAAAGUUCCGGGAACAGCGUUACUAUUGCAGCUUGGAUUGCCAGUUGGAAGAUUGGGAGGAAAGACACAGGGAUGAGCAUUUAAAAAAAGUAUAAAGAUUGAGAAGAUUCUUAUUGUAAUCUUUUAAUAUUUACAAAUAUAUAUAUAUAUAUGUGUAUAUAUAUUUAUAUGUGUGUGUUGUGUACAUCUAUAAUCAGGGUACCGAUUGAUAUCAAAUAUGUUGAUUUUUUACUGUUUUUCUUUUAUUUUGACCUUAAGUUGAUUUUUUAUUAAAACUGUUGAAGCUGCGAGAAGACCUAAAUGGAAAUGUAAGAGGCACAAAUAAUUGAAACAAAUUGCUUGCAAGUGUUUCAAGUCUGCUUACAUUCUAGACACAGAUUGUGUUAUCAUCUAUGAUGAUAAGCUGCACUUUUUCUUACAAAAGUGAGUUGUGUAUUAUUUGCUUUUAGUUGUAAAGAAUUUAUUUAUUUUUAAAUGUAUGUAAAAUUGUUUUUACAUAUUAUAUAACCUAUGUGCUAUUUUAUGUUUUGCAGUGAAAACAACUUUGUUCAAUUUGUUUUAUACCAGUGUUUAUUAAUUAUU
Uloborus diversus is the source of this 3339-nucleotide messenger RNA. RefSeq lists its product as uncharacterized. The record is from RefSeq and is a predicted model, not a curated record. The transcript has 2 exons. Bases 264 to 2852 code for a protein of 862 amino acids. Lineage: Eukaryota; Metazoa; Arthropoda; Arachnida; Araneae; Uloboridae.